This is a messenger RNA of Chrysoperla carnea, 1173 nucleotides long. RefSeq lists its product as uncharacterized. Gene Ontology annotation, biological process: purine nucleobase metabolic process. NCBI's taxonomy places the organism in Eukaryota, Metazoa, Arthropoda, Insecta, Neuroptera, Chrysopidae. Gene Ontology annotation, molecular function: hydroxyisourate hydrolase activity. The coding region runs from base 103 to 978 and encodes 291 amino acids. The record is from RefSeq and is a predicted model, not a curated record. The transcript has 5 exons.
AUUUCCUAUAAACGCCAUUUCAUUUUAGUAAUAUUUCUUCCCAAUUUUGGUUACAAACUAUACAAAUUGAAUUUUUGUUAUUUAUUGGUUGGCGGGGAAAUAAUGGAUAAUGAUGUUGAGAGUAGUUUGGAUGGAAGUAUUGAAUAUAGUGAAACUUUUGAAAAUAAUUCAUUAUCAAUAAAACCGAAAUACUACAAACAAACGUAUAGAACCGCAUGGGAGCAAAUGCCCGACUUUAAAGGCUGGUUACGUGGUAUACCUGGACAAUCAACAAGAGCGUAUUGUACAUAUUGUCAGAAAAGUUUACAUGCUCAUCGAUUGAGUUUAUUAAAACAUACAUGUACGAUACGACAUCAAAAAGCAGCUCAAUUAAAUUUCAUCAGAUCUCAGAAACAAGAAUUAGGGGAAUAUAGCGGAGAAUUAGAAGAUAUUGUUAUUGCUGGUUCAAGUCAAGGAGAAGAAGUCGACGUAACAACCGAAUCAAUGGACGGUGAAGUACAUGUUGAGGAGGAAUGUGAAGAAUAUCAAGAUGAGGAAGAAAUAGAGGAAACCGAAGAAGUUGAACAUGGAAUUCAUUUGCGAAAAGUUUAUCAACAACAACCACGUCAACCACUUCCUUUAAUUCAGACAAUGUCGAACAAGCCACCAAUUUCAACUCAUGUUUUGGAUACAUCCAAAGGAACUCCAGUUGCUGGACUUCAAGUUAGUUUAUAUAAAUUAAUCGAAGGCCGUUGGACAUAUAUCAACGAAUCAAUAACAAAUCCAGAUGGUCGUUGUAAUAAUUUCCUAGAACGUGGUGAUUUUUCUGCUGGUCGUUAUAAAUUACAUUAUGAUGUGGACAGAUAUUUUGAAUUACGCAAACAAGAAUCUUUAUAUCCGUUCAUUGAGAUUGUAUUCGAUUGCCGCGCUCCUGUUGAACAUUAUCAUAUACCAUUGUUAUUGACACCUUUUGGAUAUACUACUUAUCGAGGGACGUAAAUACUACGAGUACGUUCUUUUGGAUGGAUAAACAUUGUUUUGGUUUACAGAAUCUACGUCACCCACCUCAUUUUGGUUAAUCAUUCGAAACAUUUAAAUAAAUUAAAGUUUUAAAUUACAUUUAUGUUAUUAUAUAAAGUAUUUUGUUCAAUUAAAAUACUUUAGUGUCAGUCAUUAAAGCAUAUACAGGGUGGG